Molecule: messenger RNA, 1152 nt
Organism: Neopsephotus bourkii (Bourke's parrot)
Lineage: Eukaryota; Metazoa; Chordata; Aves; Psittaciformes; Psittacidae
Gene: SOCS3
Product: suppressor of cytokine signaling 3
Exons: 2
Coding region: 210-827 (205 amino acids)
Biological process (GO): intracellular signal transduction; phosphatidylinositol phosphate biosynthetic process
Cellular component (GO): phosphatidylinositol 3-kinase complex
Molecular function (GO): 1-phosphatidylinositol-3-kinase regulator activity
Source: RefSeq, a predicted model, not a curated record
CGCAGUUCCAGGAACCCGAGGGCGGGCUCUGCGCCCGCUAUAAGAGGCCUCCCCGGGCGGCCCCGGCAGCUCCGCCGCCGCCUGCUGCCGCACACGGGCCCCGCCGCCACCGCCGAGACCGGCCCCGGCACCCGAGCCCCAGGUGAUGGUGUAGCAGCGGCUGCUCCCGCCAGCAGCACCCCGAGCACGCAAAGCUGGCUCCCUGCGCCAUGGUCACCCACAGCAAGUUCCCCGCCGCCGGGAUGAGCCGCCCCCUCGACACCAGCCUGCGCCUCAAGACAUUCAGCUCCAAGAGCGAGUACCAGCUGGUGGUGAACGCCGUUCGCAAGCUGCAGGAGAGUGGCUUCUACUGGAGCACGGUGACGGGAGGCGAGGCCAACCUGCUGCUGAGCACUGAGCCUGCCGGCACCUUCCUCAUCAGGGACAGCUCGGACCAGAGGCACUUCUUCACCCUCAGCGUCAAGACAGAGUCGGGCACCAAGAACCUGCGCAUCCAGUGCGAGGGCGGCAGUUUCUCCUUGCAGAGCGACCCCCGCAGCAGCCAGCCCAUGCCCCGCUUCGACUGCGUGCUCAAGCUGGUGCAUCACUACAUGCCGCCCGUGCCCGAGCAGCCAGGGGGGGCCCUGCACCCCAAGCGCACCUAUUACAUCUACUCAGGCGGCGAGAAGAUCCCUCUGGUGCUGAGCCGCCCGCUCUCCUCCAGCGUCUCCACCCUCCAGCACCUCUGCCGCAAGACUGUCAACGGGCACCUGGACUCCUACGAGAAGAUGACUCAGCUGCCGGCUCCCAUCAAGGAGUUCCUGGACCAGUACGAUGCCCCUCUCUAAGGGGCCGGUGGAGCGAGGUCACACGCUACAAGCACAAGAGCGAAGGACAGGCACAACGCCUCAUGGGACACGGCGAGCCUCUCCCUCUGGGGAGGAAAGGAGGGACUGGGGUGAGCCUUGGUGCUGGGGGACACACACGCACCCCCCCCCGAGGAAGUGCGACACCCCCUCUCUCUCCGUGGGGAAGGAGAUGGCUCCGGUCAGAGUGUGGAUGUUACAGUGCGCCCAGUGUGGAGGCUGACUCCGUCGGCAAAGCCCCCACGGACUUGGGCAGCCAGCACGGCACCUGCGGCAUGGAGGGACAGGCGCCCCAGCAGCCACGUCC